AUGGCAAGCAAUAUUGGAGCCACGUCACACAAGCAACUAAUGGACGAUAUUGAUGAAAAAAUUCUUCUUUGUCCUAUAUGUCAAGAAAGAUUCACAUCACCAAAAAUAUUACCAUGUGUUCAUACAUUCUGUGAGAAAUGUCUGAAGUCGUGGAUUGAAAAGAAACAUGGUAAACUGACUUGUCCAUCUUGUCGCAAACCACAUGUCAUUCCUCCAGGUGGUGUCAGAGCACUAAAUAACAAUCUGUUUAUAAACGAGAUGCUGGAAAUGUUCUCUAAAGUCAAGAUUGGUCAAGAUGUGUUGAAGUGUGAUGUGUGUGCAUCGGCAGCCUCGUUCUGGUGCAAGGACUGUGUCGAGUUCUUUUGUAAAGAUUGCAGUGUACAGCAUAGUCGUAUGCGACUUUCAAAAACCCACAAAGUGAUCACAGUAGAGGAGUACCAAGAAUUAGAGAAAUCUGAUCAGCGUCAUCUCAUCCGACCACGAUUCUGUACAAACCACCCUAACAAUCAACUGGAGUUAUUCUGUGAUUUGUGCCAAGUUACAGCAUGCAUAAAGUGUGGUAUGAUCGAUCAUAAAGGAAUCGAUCAUAAAAUGAUAUCCAUGGAAGAUGCCGUGAAUAAAUACUCUCCUAAUUUACAUAGUCUUACAGAUAAACUGGAAAGAGCAGUGACGUCACUGAUUUCAUGUAAAGAUAAACAUGAGCAAGUAAAAAAACAGCUCAAACGUAAACAAAUAUCAGUAGAACAAGAAAUAAAACAACACGCAGCUAACAUUACUAAACGUGUAAAACAAGAAGAGCAGAGACUUCUUGCCAAGGUGACUGAGAUAUGUGGUAAGCAAGACAAAGAAUUACAGGCACAGAUGGAACACAUCGAGUUGGAUUUAGGACGUGCAAAAAGUAUGCAGUCUUACGCUAUUAACUUUCUUCACCAUGGCAACCCAGCUGAUUUUCUAUCGCAAAAACAGAAUUUAGAAGUCGGACUGACGGAGUUAGGACAUACAUCCCUAUUGACUCAGUAUGGAAUAAGAACAGACAUUAAAUUCAAAUUUCAGGAAAGUGUUUCACCACAUACGUUAUCCAUCGGCGAAGUAAACUGUGAACGUACAGAGAGUUCCCCUCAAAGAGAGGUUGAAUGUAGAUCCAAUGUUAUCACUGGAAAAAUGCCACAUGGUACAUUGAAUGUUAAAGUUGUCAGUCUUGACGAUAUCAUCAUCGAUUACAAUAUCCCGGAUGGUGUUCAAGGGGUAAGACACAUAUAA
Messenger RNA from Saccoglossus kowalevskii, 1260 nucleotides. Its product is annotated as tripartite motif-containing protein 2-like. Gene Ontology annotation, molecular function: zinc ion binding. Lineage: Eukaryota; Metazoa; Hemichordata; Enteropneusta; Harrimaniidae. The record is from RefSeq and is a predicted model, not a curated record.